Molecule: messenger RNA, 2790 nt
Organism: Encephalitozoon hellem ATCC 50504
Lineage: Eukaryota; Fungi; Microsporidia; Unikaryonidae
Product: valyl-tRNA synthetase
Exons: 1
Coding region: 1-2790 (929 amino acids)
Biological process (GO): valyl-tRNA aminoacylation
Cellular component (GO): cytosol
Molecular function (GO): ATP binding; valine-tRNA ligase activity; aminoacyl-tRNA deacylase activity
Source: RefSeq, a predicted model, not a curated record
AUGGAUUGUGAAAAAGAAGCCUUGAAAGAAAGAAAGAGGAUGCUGAAAGAAGAGAAGAAAAAGCAGAAGCUCGAGAAGUUUUUGGCAAAGAAGACACAAGAGGUCAGUAUUUCCAAGCCCAAGAGGGAAUACAAGGGAGAUGGGUAUGAUCCGCUGGAGGUCGAGAGUAAGUGGUAUAGGUAUUGGGAGGAGAAGGGGCUUUUCAAGCCUGUCGAGGGCGGCCCAAAGUACAUUAUUCCGAUUCCUCCACCAAACGUGACAGGGAACCUCCAUAUAGGGCAUGCCAUGAUGGUUUCUAUCCAGGAUACCUUGUGCAGAUAUAAGAGGAUGUGUGGGCACGAGGUUCUGUACAUUCCCGGGACAGACCAUGCAGGAAUAGCAACGCAGAAUGUUGUCUCCAAGCAGAUGGAGAAGGAGGGGACCCGUGUUGAUAGAGAGACGUUUUUGAGGAAGGCCUGGGAAUGGAAGGAAAGACAUGGGUCGAGAAUAUAUGAGCAGUUUAAGAGGCUGGGAACAAGUGUGGACUUUAGUAGGGAAAGGUUUACAUUGGAUCCUGGAAUGAGUGAGGCUGUUGUUGAUGCGUUUGUAAGCCUAUACGAGAAAGGCCUAAUAUACAGGGAGCUGAAGAUUGUGAACUGGUGUGGCAAACUAUCGACGACUAUAAGUGACCUAGAGGUGAACCAUGAAGAAAUACCACCCAACACAUAUCUACAGGUAGAUGGGGGAAAGUAUGAGUUUGGGGUGAUUUAUCACUUUAUGUAUCCAAUAACAACUGACAAGAAAUUUUCUGGGGACCACUUAUCCUUGCCCACGAUUGAGGUUGCGACAACAAGACCGGAAACCAUUCUUGGAGAUACGGCGAUAUGUGUGAAUGCAAGGGACAGGAGAUUUAAUCCCGAGGGAAUAAAGAAAAUCUUUGGCGAUGCUGUGUGUGGCAAUGAUGUUUACGGUGUGAAUCCGUUAACUAAAGAAGUGAUUCCCAUUGUCUUCGAUGACUAUGCGGAUAUGAGCUUUGGAACUGGUGUGGUGAAGAUAACGCCUGCACACGAUGCAAACGACUUUGACGUGUCCAAAAGGCAUGGGAUUCCUUGCAAGAUUGUAUUUGAUGAGCAGAACAAGGUGACUAUUGAGGGUGAGUUUAAAGGGAUGAAGAGGUUUGAAGCAAGAAAGGCAGUUGUUUCAAGGCUUAAAGACAUUGGGCUGUUUGUCGAAAAGAAAGGAUACUCGCAGGUGAUUCCAAGGUGCUCGAGGUCUAAUGAUAUCAUAGAGCCUGUUAUCAAAAGCCAGUGGUGGCUAGACUGCAAGGAGAUGGCCAAAAGAGCUAUUGAAGCUGUUGAAGAUGGAAGGAUUAAGAUAUUGCCGGAAGGAGCGGAAAGGCAAUGGUACAGGUGGCUCGAAAACAUCAGGGAUUGGUGUCUGUCUAGGCAGUUGUGGUGGGGGCAUCGAAUACCUGCCUAUAGAACACCGAGCGGGAAGUGGUAUGUCGGAAAGACUAAGGCGGAUGCAUUUUCGAAGAUGAAGAACGAAUGCUUGGAGUCUGCAUGCAAUUUUGAGGAGUUCUGUCAGGAUGAGGAUGUCUUGGACACUUGGUUUUCGUCUGGACUGUGGCCGUUUGCCACUUUAGGGUGGCCCAAGAGAACAGAUGACUUCUUGAGGUAUUACCCCAGUACUCUACUAGAAACAGGAAGCGACAUUCUUUUCUUCUGGGUUGCAAGGAUGGUGAUGCUGGGUCUCGAAUUGACAGGGAAGGUACCUUUUAGCCAAGUUUUUCUUCACGGAAUAGUAAGGGAUGCACAUGGAAGAAAGAUGAGCAAAAGCCUUGGGAAUGUUAUUGAUCCUAUUUUUGUGAUUGAUGGAUGUUCACUUGAAAAGCUCAUUUCAACGAUGAGGAGCGGGAAUCUCGAUGAGAAGGAGAUGAAAAGGGCUGAGUCUGUUCUGAAGCAAGACUUCCCAAAUGGAAUACCCAGAUGCGGAGCAGACGCGCUUAGGUUCACCUUACUUUCCUAUACCUCUGGAAUGAAAGACAUUAAUCUUGAUGUGCUCAGGGUAGAGGGAUACCGAAGGUUCUGUAAUAAGAUAUGGAAUGCUCACAAAUUUGUGAGGAUGAUGAUGGACGAAGUAGUGGAUGGAAGUAACCAGGAGACUACCGAUAAGAAAAAGUACGAGAAAUAUAUUCUCUCGCCCAACGAUCUUCUAGCACCUUCUGGGCAGGGGCCUAUUGAAUGGAUUCUCAAGAAAAGAAAUGAGACUGUUGAAACAAUACAAAGAAUGCUUGACUCCUUCAAUUUCAUGGCGGCGACACAGGCAAUUCAUCAAUUCUUCAUCUACGACCUAUGCGACGUCUUCAUUGAGGUUGUUAAGAAGAACAAAAACAAAAGAUACAUUAGUACUCUGCUAAGCGUGUUUGUAGACUCGAUGAAAAUGCUUCAUCCAUUUAUGCCGUUCAUCACGGAGGAAGUGUUUUCGAACUAUUUUGAUGGUUCUAUUUCGGUUUCUUCGUAUCCUAGGGUGGAUGGGUCUGAACACGAAAAUAAGUUUUCUACAGCUCUCCAGAUAGUAAGGCAUGUAAGAGCAAAGGCAGAAUCCAAUGGAUGGAGCAAGGUUUCAGUGAAGAUCUCACUGGGAGAGGAUGUCUGUCCUGCAGACGUGGUGUUUAUACGUCUAUUGUGCAGAAAGAUCAUCGAGUUUGAGACGACGGACAGCAUCCGAGACGACGAAUACGAGAUGGUAGGAGACUCAAAGAUAUCUGUGAGACAGAUGGAGCAGACGGGAACAGUAGAUGCUGAUUAA